AGGGUCAAACUGUACCUGGAUGACGCCAAAGUGAAGAACUUCACCACCUGCUUUAAAGACGAGCGCUUCCUGUCCUUCUUCUUCCGCCACCUCCGCCCCAAUGUCACUGGUCGUUAUGUGGAUUCCUUCCCCUUCGUGUCCCACUGCGGCCCCGAACGCAACUACGUGCGCUGCCAGGACCUGCCCAUAGUGUUCAAUGGGGUCCUGGAAGGGGAUAAAGGCCCUUUAUUGUCCUAUAACUGGGGCGGGAGGAGCCUGACCACCCCGUUCCUGCCCCACACGUUGACCUACUGGGCCCACAACGGGAGGGUUUAUCAUCCGGGACCUAAAGGGGGAGGGGGUGUGGGGCUGGUGACGUCGGCCUUGGUGGAGCUGUGGGGCGAUGGGUUCCGCUAUGGGGCAGGGGAUGGGGAGAGCCCGACCCAUUUGGUGUGGGGCGGGAGGAGCUAUGAGUUGAAGCAUCCCCUAUUGGGGACGUUAAGGGACAUGGGGCGGCUAUGGGGCGACAGGGAGCGCAUGGUGGCCCCAUAGACCCCAUAGAUCCCAUAGAUUCCCCCAUAGACCACAUUGACCCCAUAGACCCAACCUA
This is a messenger RNA of Coturnix japonica (Japanese quail), 589 nucleotides long. The record is from RefSeq and is a predicted model, not a curated record. NCBI's taxonomy places the organism in Eukaryota, Metazoa, Chordata, Aves, Galliformes, Phasianidae.